Symbiodinium sp. CCMP2456 is the source of this 711-nucleotide messenger RNA. NCBI's taxonomy places the organism in Eukaryota, Dinophyceae, Suessiales, Symbiodiniaceae. The record is from the annotation of a GenBank genome assembly.
GGGAAUCAAAAGGCUUGCAGAGGACAGUGCCGCCGACAGCACCGAGAUGCCCACAGCGGCCACUCUGGAGCAGGUCGGCGAUGUCUGCGUCUGGAAUUUGGAGACGGCGCUGGGAGUUUUAUGCUGGCCAGCUCUCAUCUGCUCCGCUUGGCUUCUCCUGUGUUCAACCGCAUGCUUCAGAGUGGCAUGAAGGAAGCGCAGCAGGGCGUCAUCAGGGUGGAUAUGGCGAGCCCAGAGGAGUUCAAAGAAUUCUACAGUUUACUCGGACUUUGGUCAUGGAGCGCCGACAAAGUGACUGGGGCAAACGUCGAUUCACUUCUUGCAAUCAGUGACUACUACCAGGUGGAUAUAAUGAAGCAAGCCUGCGAAGAUCUGCUGCUUAACCUUCCGCCCACUGGUGCUCGCCUCCUGCAAGCUAAGGAGCACCACCUCAAAAGACAGUACCUCAGGUGCGUUGAUGCUAUGGCCACGAGGAGUACAAAGGAGGACUUGGAGGUGCUUCCGCCGGAUGUCCUUGUGGAGGUGGCCUUCAAGAAGCAACAGAUUUUGGAAAAGUUCGCGGGCAUGGCGGAUAGGUUGACAAGGUUGAUCGAUAUUUUAAUGGAGAAUGAACAACUAACACGAUUAUUCUCCGCAGAUGAGCGAUUGAAAGACUACCUGAAAGAACUGGCAGAUUCCAUCGAUGGUGCCGAGAGCCCUUAUCGGUCCUGA